GAGGCUACGCGACCAUGGUGGUGAGGGUCCCACGCGGCCGUCAGCCUGUCCGUCCGGAUGUCAGUCUGUCCGUGCGCAGCCCCGCCCCGCGCGCCCCGCCCCCGGCCCCGCCCGAUCCCGCGGCCUGUGCUUCAGCCGUGGUCCCUCCCGUCCUGCGGCCCCAUCCCGGGUCCCAGCCCGUACCUCGACCCCGCCCCCUAAGCGCGCAUCCCCGUCUUCCACGCCCUGGAUGGGGUGACAGAGACCUAGGGCCCGGGCUGGGAGGAGGCGGGGCUGGUCCAGGAAGGGACCCGCGCCACCCAAGUGGCCCCUGCAGGGGCCUCCUGAGGCUCCUGGGUCUUUCCCCAGCCCCCAUCCCAGCACCUUCCUCGGCAUCCUUCUGCCAGCCCUCAGCCCUCCCCGGCGGAGCCCCCUCCUCCUCCCCACAGCCCCUUUCUCAUUCCCGAGCCCCACCCCCCACCCGCUCCAUCCCCAGCCUGACCCUUUUCUUCUCCUUCUCCCUCAUUUUCACCCUAUCCCAGUUCCUCUCAAUCCCCCCCGCCCAGCAUCAGUCUGAGCCUUUGCCUCGUCUCUCCAGCCACUCCUUCCUUACUCCACCCCAACAGGCCAGCACUGUACCUCCCUUGAUCCUCGGGUCUGCUCCAUCUCCUUGUCCUCAUCCCCCUCCCCCACCAUUUCCCUCUCCCACCAUGCUGCUCCCGCUCAUUCGUCCAUUCAUUCCCUCACUUAGCAGACAUUCACUGAGACCGCCUCUGUGCAGGCCCCACGCUCCAGGCACAGAGAGAGUCAGCUCCCAUCCUGCCUUGGGGAACCUUAUGGGCUGGAGGGGGACAGACCCUGAGGGUGAGACCCUGAGGGUGACUGGGGGUUGCAGGGACAUGGAGCAGGGAGAUGCUACAGCCCAGUGAAUCUGUCUGGCAGCUGGUUAAUUUAUUCAUCAGAUUUUACCCAGUCCCUGCUGCGCGACUGGGCUGGCACUGGGGACCCAGAAAAGAAUCAGGAACAAUCAUGUCUGAACACCAACUCAAUGCCCAGCUCUAUGCUGGGGAGCUUAGUCUGGGGCCCUCCUUCUGGGAGGCCGGUCAUAGUCCAAUGAGAGAGAUGAACUUGUCACCACCAGUGCCAUCUCAGAGUGAUCAGAGCUGUGAAGGGAGAAGCUCUGGUCAAGGCAUGGAACCUGGGAUGGGGAAACCUCAGGGGAUGGAGAGAGUCCAGAGGAGAUGCCAGGCGCAGCCUGAAGGGUCAGGGAGAACUUCCUGGAGGAGGGCACAUGCACGCAGCACUGACAGCCUGGAUGGCCCAGGGGAGGGCUCGGUGCAGCCUCUACCCACUGCUGGGGGGCCCAGUGUGAAGGGGAAGCCUGGGAAGAGGCUCUCAGCUCCUCGAGGCCCCUUCCCACGGCUGGCUGACUGCGCCCAUUUCCACUACGAGAACGUUGACUUUGGCCACAUUCAGCUCCUGCUGUCUCCAGACCGUGAAGGGCCCAGCCUCUCUGGAGAGAAUGAGCUGGUGUUCGGGGUGCAGGUGACCUGUCAGGGCCGUUCCUGGCCGGUUCUCCGGAGUUACGAUGACUUUCGUUCCCUGGAUGCCCACCUCCACCGAUGCAUAUUUGACCGGAGGUUCUCCUGCCUUCCGGAGCUUCCCCCGCCCCCCGAGGGUGCCAGGGCUGCCCAGAUGCUGGUGCCACUGCUGCUGCAGUACCUGGAGACACUGUCAGGACUGGUGGACAGUAACCUCAACUGCGGGCCUGUGCUCACCUGGAUGGAGCUGGACAAUCAUGGCCGGCGACUGCUCCUCAGUGAGGAGGCGUCACUCAAUAUCCCUGCAGUGGCGGCCGCCCAUGUGAUCAAACGGUAUACAGCCCAGGCGCCAGAUGAGCUGUCCUUUGAGGUGGGAGACAUUGUCUCGGUGAUCGACAUGCCACCCACAGAGGAUCGGAGCUGGUGGCGGGGCAAGCGAGGCUUCCAGGUCGGGUUCUUCCCCAGUGAGUGUGUGGAACUCUUCACAGAGCGGCCAGGUCCGGGCCUGAAGGCGGAUGCUGAUGGCCCCCCAUGUGGCAUCCCGGCUCCCCAGGGUAUCUCGUCUCUGACCUCAGCUGUGCCACGGCCUCGUGGGAAGCUGGCCGGCCUGCUCCGCACCUUCAUGCGCUCCCGCCCUUCUCGGCAGCGGCUGCGGCAGCGGGGAAUCCUGCGACAGAGGGUGUUUGGCUGCGAUCUUGGCGAGCACCUCAGCAACUCAGGCCAGGAUGUGCCCCAGGUGCUGCGCUGCUGCUCCGAGUUCAUUGAGGCCCACGGGGUGGUGGAUGGGAUCUACCGGCUCUCAGGCGUGUCUUCCAACAUCCAGAGGCUUCGGCACGAGUUUGACAGUGAGAGGAUCCCGGAGCUGUCUGGCCCUGCCUUCCUGCAGGACAUCCACAGCGUGUCCUCCCUCUGCAAGCUCUACUUCCGAGAGCUUCCGAACCCUCUGCUCACCUACCAGCUCUAUGGGAAGUUCAGUGAGGCCAUGUCAGUGCCUGGGGAGGAGGAGCGUCUGGUGCGGGUGCACGAUGUCAUCCAGCAGCUGCCCCCGCCACAUUACAGGACCCUGGAGUACCUGCUGAGGCACCUGGCCCGCAUGGCGAGACACAGUGCCAACACCAGCAUGCAUGCCCGCAACCUGGCCAUUGUCUGGGCACCCAACCUGCUACGGUCCAUGGAGCUGGAGUCAGUGGGAAUGGGUGGCGCGGCGGCGUUCCGGGAAGUUCGGGUGCAGUCGGUGGUGGUGGAGUUUCUGCUCACCCAUGUGGACGUCCUGUUCAGCGACACCUUCACCUCCGCCGGCCUCGACCCUGCAGGCCGCUGCCUGCUCCCCAGGCCCAAGUCCCUUGCGGGCAGCUGCCCCUCCACCCGCCUGCUGACGCUGGAGGAAGCCCAGGCACGCACCCAGGGCCGGCUGGGGACGCCCACGGAGCCCACAACUCCCAAGGCCCCGGCCUCACCUGCGGAAAGGAGGAAAGGGGAGAGAGGGGAGAAGCAGCGGAAGCCAGGGGGCAGCAGCUGGAAGACGUUCUUUGCACUGGGCCGGGGCCCCAGUGUCCCUCGAAAGAAGCCCCUGCCCUGGCUGGGGGGCACCCGUGCCCCACCGCAGCCUUCAGGCAGCAGACCCGACACCGUCACACUGAGAUCUGCCAAGAGCGAGGAGUCUCUGUCAUCGCAGGCCAGCGGGGCUGGCCUCCAGAGGCUGCACAGGCUGCGGCGACCCCACUCCAGCAGCGACGCUUUCCCUGUGGGCCCAGCACCUGCUGGCUCCUGCGAGAGCCUGUCCUCGUCCUCCUCCUCCGAGUCCUCCUCCUCUGAGUCCUCCUCUUCAUCCUCUGAGUCCUCAGCAGCUGGGCUGGGGGCACUCUCUGGGUCUCCCUCACACCGUACCUCAGCCUGGCUAGAUGAUGGUGAUGAGCUGGACUUCAGCCCACCCCGCUGCCUGGAGGGACUCCGGGGGCUGGACUUUGAUCCCUUAACCUUCCGCUGCAGCAGCCCCACCCCAGGGGAUCCCGCACCUCCCGCCAGCCCAGCACCCCCCGCCCCUGCCUCUGCCUUCCCACCCAGGGUGACCCCCCAGGCCAUCUCGCCCCGGGGGCCCACCAGCCCCGCCUCGCCUGCUGCCCUAGACAUCUCAGAGCCCCUGGCUGUAUCAGUGCCACCCGCUGUCCUAGAACUGCUGGGGGCUGGGGGAGCACCUGCCUCAGCCACCCCAACACCAGCUCUCAGCCCCGGCCGGAGCCUGCGCCCCCAUCUCAUACCCCUGCUGCUGCGUGGAGCCGAGGCCCCGCUGACUGACGCCUGCCAGCAGGAGAUGUGCAGCAAGCUCCGGGGAGCCCAGGGCCCACUCGGUCCUGAUAUGGAGUCACCACUGCCACCCCCUCCCCUGUCUCUCCUGCGCCCUGGGGGUGCCCCACCCCCGCCCCCUAAGAACCCAGCACGCCUCAUGGCCCUGGCCCUGGCUGAGCGGGCUCAGCAGGUGGCCGAGCAACAGAGCCAGCAGGAGUGUGGGGGCACCCCACCUGCUCCCCAAUCCCCCUUCCACCGCUCGCUGUCUCUGGAGGUGGGCGAGGAGCCCCUGGGGACCUCAGGGAGUGGGCCACCUCCCAACUCCCUAGCCCACCCGGGUGCCUGGGUCCCGGGACCCCCACCCUACUUACCAAGGCAACAAAGUGAUGGAAGCCUGCUGAGGAGCCAGCGGCCCAUGGGGACCUCAAGGAGGGGACUCCGAGGCCCUGCCCAGGUCAGUGCCCAGCUCAGGGCAGGUGGCGGGGGCAGGGAUGCGCCAGAGGCAGCAGCCCAGUCCCCAUGUUCUGUCCCCUCACAGGUUCCUACCCCCGGCUUCUUCUCCCCAGCCCCCAGGGAGUGCCUGCCACCCUUCCUCGGGGUCCCCAAGCCAGGCUUGUACCCCCUGGGCCCCCCAUCCUUCCAGCCCAGUUCCCCAGCCCCAGUCUGGAGGAGCUCCCUGGGCCCCCCUGCACCACUCGACAGGGGAGAGAACCUGUACUAUGAGAUCGGGGCAAGUGAGGGGUCCCCCUAUUCUGGCCCCACCCGCUCCUGGAGUCCCUUUCGCUCCAUGCCCCCCGACAGGCUCAAUGCCUCCUACGGCAUGCUUGGCCAAUCACCCCCACUCCACAGGUCCCCCGACUUCCUGCUCAGCUACCCACCAGCCCCCUCCUGCUUUCCCCCUGACCACCUUGGCUACUCAGCCCCCCAGCACCCUGCUCGGCGCCCCACACCGCCUGAGCCCCUCUACGUCAACCUAGCUCUAGGGCCCAGGGGUCCCUCACCUGCCUCUUCCUCCUCCUCUUCCCCUCCUGCCCACCCCCGAAGCCGUUCCGAUCCAGGUCCCCCAGUCCCCCGCCUUCCCCAGAAACAACGGGCACCCUGGGGGCCCUGUACCCCUCAUAGGGUGCCGGGUCCCUGGGGCCCUCCUGAGCCUCUCCUGCUCUACAGGGCAGCCCCGCCAGCCUACGGAAGGGGGGGCGAGCUCCACCGAGGGUCCUUGUACAGAAAUGGAGGGCAAAGAGGGGAGGGGGCUGGUCCCCCACCCCCUUACCCCACUCCCAGCUGGUCCCUCCACUCUGAGGGCCAGACCCGAAGCUACUGCUGAGCACCAGCUGGGAGGGGCCGUCCUUCCUUCCCUUCACCCUCACUGGAUCUUGGCCCAACCAAAUCCCUUGUUUUGUAUUUUCUUGAACCCCGACCACUACCCCAGGUUUCUAACUUUGUAACUUGCUUCUGAUGUGGGUCCCUAACCUAUAAUCUCAGCUUCCCUACCCUGGACUGAAGGGUCUGCCCAUCCCCCCACCACCCUCCAUCCUGGGGGCCCUCGCACAAAUCUGGGGUGGGAGGGGCUAGGCUGACCCCAUCCUCCUCUCCCUCCAGGAGCCCCCAGCAUGUCCUGACCUGUGCACGGGGAUGGGGGGACAACUCCUACCCUUCUUUCCCCACAUGCCCCACUAAACCAUCUGACAACAUUAAUGAAUAAAAUGGUGAAAAUGUG
Molecule: messenger RNA, 5523 nt
Organism: Pan troglodytes (chimpanzee)
Lineage: Eukaryota; Metazoa; Chordata; Mammalia; Primates; Hominidae
Gene: ARHGAP33
Product: Rho GTPase activating protein 33
Exons: 21
Coding region: 892-5130 (1412 amino acids)
Biological process (GO): small GTPase-mediated signal transduction
Cellular component (GO): fibrillar center; actin cytoskeleton; plasma membrane
Molecular function (GO): phosphatidylinositol binding; GTPase activator activity; protein binding
Source: RefSeq, a predicted model, not a curated record